This is a messenger RNA of Acanthoscelides obtectus, 1645 nucleotides long. Lineage: Eukaryota; Metazoa; Arthropoda; Insecta; Coleoptera; Chrysomelidae. The record is from the annotation of a GenBank genome assembly.
GUGCAGAAAAAAUACGCUGGAAACGCAACUACAUUAGCUCAAAAUAUACAGGGUGGCGCAUCGAAACAGACGCAUUUACUGGCAGCUCAGUUUUUUUUUGAAGAUCAAUACAUGUUAUUAUGGAAGGAAUGUGUUUUCGAUGUUGUCCUUCAAACCGUGUUAGGUAAUACGAAAGAAAUGCAAAACUUGAGGACAGAUAAGUAGAAGGAAGAUUAUUUUGAAUAAUGAAAUUAAGCGAUUGAUACAAUUACUGAGACAGAUAGAUGUUGGGAGAGAUGUGAUCUCUUUCCAAUUUUUCGCAGUUCAACAAGUAUGCAUAAGUACGCUAAGUUGCUUGACAACUGCUUUUUUGUUCAUGCAAUUGUCUGUCAUAAAAAUGUCUCUGUCUAGGAACUGAAUGUCAUUAUAUCCCACUGAAUGCCCUGUAGGGUUAACAUGUGAAGCUAAAGCACAUCUUUCUGGAUGCAGUCUGUAGUCACUUUUAUGUGAGGUUAUUCUACCUUUUAACGAUCUAGAAGUUUGACCUAUGCGAAAGAACAGUUCUUGCUUUUGAUGGAAUAGACAAUAUUGGAUAAACUAGGCGGAGGAACUCUAACGUUCAUUUUGGAAAAUACAUUGUUAGCUGUGAGGGCCGAUUUGUAAGCAAUACGACAAUUUAAAGUGUUGCAAAGUCUAGAAAGUUUCGGUGUUAGGUCUUUAAUAUAUGGGAGGACUGCAAAAUUAAUUCUGGAAUUUGAAUGAACGUCUGUAUUGUUAUUAUUGUUGGAAUGAUUGUCAUUAGUAUUAUUGGAAGGAUUUGGGUUAUUGUUGUCAUUAUUGUGUGAGAGCGGUGUAGCUGUAGGAAAGCUGCAUAUAAUUCUGUGAAUCAGGUAUCUGGGAUAACCAUUAUCAAUGAAUAAUUAUAAUUAUAUGAUUUUAAUUAUUUGAUAAUUUUAUUCCUUGUUGAGCGUUCUUCUUGAGCAAGAAGCAACAAGAAAAGACAGACCUAACAUUUUGUCGAGCAUAUGUAUAUCUUAUGACACCAGUGGAAGAGGAUCAAAUACGAAUCUACUUGCAGUAUCUGGAUGAAACUAUGUAUAGCUUAUUUGACAGAACUGUUGAAGAUGUGAAUAGGAAUGAAACUUUGAAGCGAGUUAUACUAACUCAAAAUAAUUAUAUUUUGGAUGCGCUGGCCCAUGAAAGAGAAUACCUUAAAAUCAGAAAAAUGGCGUCAAGUAUCGAUGCGAGCUACAAAUGCAUUAACUGUGAUGGUGAGUCUUCUGACAGUUCUCUAGAAACCAUUGUGGAUUCAACAAAUAGAGAAGACGCACCUUACUCUAUUCAAUAUGAAAGACUAAAACGUGAAAAUGAGCUGUUAAGGAAGCUAUUACAUGAAAUGGAAGAAGCGCAGCCAUCAAGCGACAAGAAGGAAAAAGUGUAAACAGUCUCAUGAAGACAACUACGCGACAGAUAAAAUCAAAUCCAGGGCGGAUGGUCGGUAGAACAUGGAACGGCAGGACAGUCACAACAGCUGUUGCCGGCAGUUCGCAUGAUACCUCCGGUACCACUAGAUGCGAUUCGGACGAGGCUUGUCACAAGACCACUGUUGCGGAUAACGCAUGGAUCGAUGUCAGGCGCUCUGGCAACAGGGAGAUCCAAAGCAAUA